GAGAAGGGCAAGGGCCACAACCUCGGCCCACCAGCCGCGACCGUCUUCGUAUACCUUUUGAAGGCGCUGAUGGAGCUGGAGGUGGGGGCCCAGAAUCGGAAAGGCCUGGAGCAGCUGCUGCAGCGGAUCGAACAUUUCGAACCGUGGGACUUGGUGCAGAUGUGCCACGUAUGCCGCCUGGAGAAGUGCUACGACGAGGGCAAGAUCAAGAUCGUGCUGGCGACACCCGUGGCCGAGGUGCGCAAGCUGCUGCGCCAGUGCAUGGAGCAGAUCGGAGCGACGACGACCGUCGGCCAGGCUCCCGCGGGGUACCUAGAGGAGGAGCUCGGAGCGUACGUGGACAUGAUCGGCUCGUCAUGAGCCGCUCGAGGACUGCCGCCUGCGCCCGUGCUCCCGCCAGGAG
This is a messenger RNA of Prorocentrum cordatum, 403 nucleotides long. The record is from the annotation of a GenBank genome assembly. NCBI's taxonomy places the organism in Eukaryota, Dinophyceae, Prorocentrales, Prorocentraceae.